AUGAAGGAGUUCCCUCGCAAGUUUCUAAAUCUGCGCGACAAGAAUGGCAGCCAUAGCCGGAGCAAAUCUGUUUCUCCCGGAGCCAAGGACAAAGCCCGCCCGCUCUCGGCAGAGGCGUUCCGAGCAAUGUUCAAGAAAGACGGGCCCAAGCAAGCUGCAAAAUCCGAGGAUGAAUCGUCCGAACCCGAUCAGACAAAGAUAGAAGAAGUUCAGCGUCGCCUCGACAAGAUGCGGAUAUCGAAUGUCACGGCCGAUUACAUCAAGGAUAUCAUGGCCACGAAUAUUGCAGAUGGUGAUUCCCAAAAGACAGUCGAGUUCAUCGACCUUGAACAAAAGGCUGCUUCAGGUAUUAUCGUCUCAUACGACCCGAACGUGCAGAUGCUUGGUGCUGAAAAUAGAGGAAACGUCACAUGCUAUCUCGAUUCUCUUUUGUUCGCCAUGUUUUCGAAGCUGGAUGCUUUUGAGUGUAUGCUAAAAUCCGACUUUCCGGUCGACGAUCCUAGAGUAAAGCUUGUCACAUUGCUUCGGAUAUGGGUCAACCUUUUGCGUUCCGGUAAACUCAUUCGAACCGACUUGACAAAGCUGAUGCAGGAGGCAUUGAGUGACUGCGGCUGGUCGGAAGCCAAACUGCUGGAGCAGCAAGAUACCUCGGAGGCUUUCGCCUUCCUUACCGAGACGUUGCAGCUUCCCCUUUUAUCCUUGCAGGUAGACCUGUUCCAUCAGGGGAUAAAGGACAAGGACGACCACAAAGUAGUAUACGAACGUCUGCUGAACUUGGCCGUUCCCCCUGAUCCCAAAGGAAAAGGGAUCAAGCUUGAGGACUGCCUAGAAGAAUACUUCAACGCCAAAGUAGACGUACUCCGAGACCACGAAGAGGCAUGGAAAGGCAGUGUAGAUGAGAAAGGAUCCGGGGACAGAUCCCCCCUGGCGACUCAAAACACCAUUCGACUAGUUCGGGCAGAAGAAGGCGCCAGCUCCUCUGUAGCUGUCCCACUUGUUGAUAUCGCACCAUCACAAUCAUCUCUCGGUGAUUCGCUGGACAGGAGCUUGCCACGACCUUUGGAUUCGCCGUCCGCAGACAUCAAUUCUCCAGAGGCACAAUCAGUCGAGAUUUCGGGUAUACAAGGGGACAGUGCGCUGAAGCCGCAGAGUUCGACGGUCAGAAACAGGUCCGCCAGUGUUAUUCAGCGAGUUGUAAUGGACGAGGCUGGACGAUCAAGGGAAAAUGAAGACGGGGUCACGGCCAAGCCAUCAAGACACAGACGCUCAACUAUUGUGAAGGCAGUGACAAUCCCCGCUUGGCAAUUUUUCCGUCUCAUCCCCUGGCACGCUUUGAGACCGAACGAGCCUCGGAGUGACUCGGAGGUUGCGUUAAACUUUGACCAGAGGCCCGUUGUUGGCAUCUGCCUCAAACGUUAUGCCAUGACGGAAUCCGGGCAACCAAAACGGCACAACACAUUUAUCGACAUCCCCGACAGUCUUCGCCUGCCGCACUUUAUGCUGGCCGGAGGUCCCAAGUUGGGCCAAGAGCUCAACGGCCUUAGCACCGAGUACAAGUUGGUGCUGCAGUCGGUCGUGUGCCAUCGAGGAGACUCGCUCCAUAGCGGCCACUACAUUGCCUUUGCACGGGUUGCCCCCAAACUACUCACCGGGAACAGGCGACAUGACUUUGAUCCGCCUCCGGAUUACGAAGAGGCCCAGUGGGUAAAAUUCGACGAUUUGGAGGCAGAGAACCGCGUCAGCUACGUCGACGACAUCAAGCAAGCACUCAAGGCGGAGAUGCCGUACCUGCUAUUCUACCAGAUUGUCCCCAUGUUUGACAUGCCGCGGUGCUCUACGGACGGCGCGGAAACAGGACCUCCAUCCUACAACGAAUUCAAACUCAGCCUUGAAAUCAACGGCGCCGCGGUGCCGUCGUGCGCGUUUGACGAGCUGAUUGGGGGCUGCCCAGAUGAACCGCUAUCGGUAGAUGCAAGCGCGAGCAGCAAUACGCCCAGUAUGCGCCUGUCGGCCGAGAUGGACCGCUUUCACCGCGGUGGCCACUGGUCAGUAUCCCAUACCGGAUCAACCCCCAUGGCCUCUCGUCGGGAGAGCUUGGCAACCACGGAAUCCCCGGCCGUCACACCAGGCGCCAACUCACCGGUCAUGACGCCAACCGACGAGCCGACCACUUCUCGACUAUCGCGAGCGGCAUCGCGGUUUGCCCUGAGUCGACAGAGCCGGCCCCAGAGCCAGUCGGGCGAAGGCCGCAUCAGCUUAACCAUGACCCGCCUCGGCGGCCUCAUGAGACCCAGCCGGGAACCACUCGCCGAGCCAUCUUCAAACGGGCUCCCAGUUUCGGCGACAAACCCGACAGGUUCCCUCUCAGACACGUCCACCAAGGCGCUAGACUCAUCCGCUGAGGAAAAGCAGGCUGCCCCCGCUGCGCAAGGCAAAGAGAAGCUCAAGUAUCGGGGAGGCAAGGCCAAAGACAAGGAGAAGCCCGAAAAACACCACAAGGCGAACCAGGGUGACCAGCCCGAGCGGGAAUGCGCAGUCAUGUAA
This is a messenger RNA of Ustilaginoidea virens, 2544 nucleotides long. RefSeq lists its product as uncharacterized. The coding region runs from base 1 to 2544 and encodes 847 amino acids. Gene Ontology annotation, cellular component: cytosol; nucleus. The record is from RefSeq and is a predicted model, not a curated record. NCBI's taxonomy places the organism in Eukaryota, Fungi, Ascomycota, Sordariomycetes, Hypocreales, Clavicipitaceae. Gene Ontology annotation, biological process: protein deubiquitination. The transcript is spliced from 5 exons. Gene Ontology annotation, molecular function: cysteine-type endopeptidase activity; cysteine-type deubiquitinase activity.